This is a messenger RNA of Trichomonas vaginalis G3, 861 nucleotides long. Its product is annotated as cysteine S-palmitoyltransferase protein. Gene Ontology annotation, cellular component: endoplasmic reticulum; Golgi apparatus. Gene Ontology annotation, biological process: protein targeting to membrane; peptidyl-L-cysteine S-palmitoylation. Gene Ontology annotation, molecular function: protein-cysteine S-palmitoyltransferase activity. The record is from RefSeq and is a predicted model, not a curated record. Lineage: Eukaryota; Parabasalia; Trichomonadida; Trichomonadidae. The transcript has a single exon. The coding region runs from base 1 to 861 and encodes 286 amino acids.
AUGUUGCAGAUGGCAAUUGUGCCCGCAAAGCGUGACAUCUUUCAUACAAUAGCAUACUAUUUCUUCAGAGUAUUUGGACCAACUAUGCUGACUGCUGGAAUUGUUGGAAUUGCAGCUAUGAAUUGGAUCUUUCUAAUUUUUCCAAUGUCAAGAGAAUCUGGAAAAGUAAUAGUAAUGCUUUUAUUCAUACUCGACCUUCCACCUCUUUUCAUGUAUUUAUACUCAAUAAUAUAUGCAAUUUCAGGAGAUAAUGGAACACUUCAAGAAGCUCUCCGAAAUAAUGUACGAAAUCAUCGAAUUAAUGAAAAUUUACUCAGAUCUUUACCAGUUUGCGACAAAUGCGGUCUUCCGAAACCACCAAGAUGCCAUCAUUGCAGCUUUUGCAAUAAAUGCCACUUAAGAAUGGACCAUCAUUGUCCGGCUCUUGGAAGAUGUGUUGCAGUGAAAAAUAUGCAGCCUUUUCUUGUAAUGUUAACAUGGGGCCAAAUACUUACAACAGUUUUCCUUGUACAGUUGCUCUUUCCAUACUUCUAUUUAGGCGAAUUCGUAAUAAUUGUUUACUGCAUGGCUGGAUUACUUUUAGUUUUACUAAUCUGCUUGACCGGUCUGAAAAUGGACGUAAUGUACCGCGUGAAGACAAACACUACUGUAGUAGAAAUUCUUUCAUCAUCCAAAUAUCGCCCGUACGAUCUUUGUUAUGAAGAAAACAUGAGACAAGUUUUCGGCACAGGAAGAUUCAGGUUUUUAAUUCCUCGUAAAUCUACAAUGACUGGAUUUGAAUGGGCUGAGCCAAGAUUCCGUAAUGAUUCGAAUGCAACAGAAAAUCACGAUUAUGAAUUCAAGAAUGUUGAUGUAGCAUGA